GGCCCGGCAGGGAGGGGGUUAAGUGCCUGGCUGCUGCGGAGGCUGCCACUCGGCUCCGCGGCUCGCUUGGAGUCGGAGCCGCUCUAGCGGGAAGAUGGCGACGGAGGGAGGGAGCGGGCAGCCCGGCUCCGGCGGCCAGGAGGAACCGGCGGGAACGAAAAGAGAGUUUGAUGUGGAUAAUCUGAGCAAGCCAGAACUGCGGAUGCUCCUUAGUGUAAUGGAAGGGGAACUGGAAGCACGGGAUCUUGUAAUUGAAGCCUUGAGGGCACGCCGGAAGGAGGUUUUUAUCCAGGAACGGUAUGGGAGGUUUAAUCUUAGUGACCCAUUUCUGGCUCUGCAGAGAGACUAUGAGGCAGGUGCUGGUAGUAAAGAAAAGAAGUCCAUCUGUACCAACCCCCUCUCCAUUUUAGAAGCUGUCAUGUCUCACUGCAGAAAAAUGCAAGAGAGAAUGUCCGCUCAGUUGGCUGCUGCUGAAAACAGACAAAAGAAGUUGGAAAUGGAAAAGUCUCAGUUACAGAUGCUUGAGCUGGAGCAUAAGAAGUUGUCUGCUCGCCUUGAAGAAGAACGUGGCAAGAAUAAACAUGUAGUAUUGAUGUUAGUGAAAGAAUGUAAACAUUUGUCUGGCAAAAUUAUAGAGGAAGCCCAGAAACUGGAAGAAAUAAUGUCAAAAUUUGAAGAAGAAAAAAAAAAGGCUAAUGAAUUGGAGGAAUCUCUUGCAGCUGAGAAACAAAGGAGUACACAAAUGGAAGCUCAAAUGGAAAAACAGCUCUCUGAGUUUGACACAGAAAGGGAGCAACUGCGUGCCAAACUUAACAGAGAGGAAGCACAUACUAGUGACCUCAAAGAAGAGAGAGAUAAAAUGAGAAAAAUGAUUGAGCAGUUAAAAAAGGAAAAUGACAUUAAACCAGACCUUUCUCUCACUUGUAGAAAUAAAGAUAAGGGUUUUGUUUCAGUAUCUGUUGGAACAGAAGUCCCAGCUUCAAGAACUAUUGCCUGUCAGACAGAUACAAUGCCGACGGACAUUAGCACUGAAAAUGUUAGGAAGUUGCCUUUGACUGUGCCUGUAAAACCUUCAGCAGUGAACUCUCUGGUUUCUGGCAGCACAAAAACGAAUGUAUCCGCCAAUGCAGCAUUUGUGAAACCAGUCAUUGAUAGGCACUCUUCCUGUAGUGAACUGAUUGUCCCAUCCACAGCUCCUAUUCUGACUCCAAGUCAAAACAGAAUUGAGGAAAAUGGACCAAGUACUGGCUCAUCACCAGAUUUUACAAAUAGCACUUCCCCCUUUCCAAGCAAUGCUGCCCUCUCCGUUUUUCCAGCAUCAAGUAUUGCAUCUCAGAACCACUCACUAGCUUCGUCUAUGCACAGUUUACAGUCACAUUCUGCCAACACUACUGUGCAUCCAGGCCUAAAUCCUCGAGUCCAAGCAGCUAGAUUUAGAUUUCAAGCUAAUGCUAAUGAUCAAGACCAAAAUGGAAACACUACCCAAAGCCCUCCAUCAAGGGAUGUCUCUCCCACUAGUCGUGACAACCUAGUUGCCAAACAGCUAGCUCGGAAUACUGUCACCCAAGUCCUUUCAAGAUUUACAAGUCCUCAAGGUGGUGCUACUUUGCGGCCUGGAAUGUCACAUUCAGUGGAAGUUGGCACCUAUCCCCCAGUUGGUAGAAUGGGUUUAAAGACUCCCAAUGUAUCAAGAAUUGACAGAGGAAAUCCUCCACCUAUUCCUCCAAAAAAGCCAGGGCUUUCGCAAACUCCUUCUCCACCACACCCACAGCUUAAAGUUAUUAUGGAUAGUAGUCGAUCCUCUAACAUAGGUGUAAAAUUUGACAGCAAAACCAUGAUUUCACCUCCUUCCAGUUCACCACAAGGAAUCAGGGUAAUAAAUGAGGAAAUUAUUUCUAAGUCCUCACCUCAGCUGCCACCAAAACCUACUAUAGAUAUAUCUAUGGCAUCUGCAGGCUGUGCCAUACCAGCCAUGGCCACAUCUCAGGUGGGUGCCUGGCCUUCCCAAUCCCCUGGACUGAACCAACCUGCAUGUUCAGAAAGUUCCUUUGUCAUUCCCACCACCAUUGCCUGUAGCUCCUUCAUAAACCCUAUUAGUGCUUCAUCCUGUAGACCAUGUGAUUCAGACAGCCUACUGGCAACAGCAUCAGGCUGGUCUCCCUCCCUAACCCCUUUGUUAACGAGUGGUGGUCCUGUCCCCCUGGGUGGCAGGCCCACCCUUCUUCACCAAACUGCUGCCCAGGGAAAUGUCACUUUAUUGUCAAUGCUGCUUAAUGAAGAAGGAUUGGACAUUAAUUAUUUCUGUGAAGAUGGUUAUUCUGCCUUGUAUUCUGCUGCUAUGAAUGGACAUACAGAUUGUGUGAGAUUGCUGCUGACUGCAGAAGCACAAGUUGAUGCUGCUGAUAAAAAUGGUUUUACACCCUUGUGUUCAGCAGUUGCUCAGGGACAUUUCAGGUGUGCAGAAUUAUUAAUUAUGUAUCAGGCUGACAUUAACCAUGCUGCUGAAAGAGGACAGACGCCUUUGUACCUAGCCUGUGGAAAUGGAAAUAAUGAAUGUAUCAAACUUUUGCUGGAAGCUGGAGCAGAUCGAAGUGUAAAAAACAGUGAUGGCUGGACACCAAUUCAUGCAGCUGUGGAUUCUGGUAAUGUUGACAGCCUCAAGCUCCUUAUGUACUAUGGAGAAACAGACAAUGGAAACUUUAUGAAUGAUGCACAGCCUAAUUCAGGCUUCUUUGACUUGGAAUGCAGAGAAGACAGCUAUCCCAGUAAAGCAAGGCCUGUUGUUUCUGCAGAUCUUAUCAACCAUGCUGACAAAGAGGGUUGGACUGCUGCCCAUAUAGCAGCAUCAAAAGGCUUUAAGAACUGCCUAGAAAUCUUGUGUAGCCAUGGUGGACUAGAGGCUGAAAGGAAAGAUAAGUGUGAUCGAACGCUGCAUGAUGUUGCCACUGAUGACUGCAAACAUCUCCUGGAGAACUUGAAUGCUCUUAGAGUACCUUUAAGGAUUUCAGUCAGUGAAAUAGAACUAGCCUACUGUGGUACAGAGGAUUGUGACACAGAAAACACAAUAUGUUCUUUAAAUAUCCGCAAACAGACAUCAUGGGAUGAUUUUUCAAAAGCAGUGAGUCAGGCGGUGACAAACCAUUUCCAAGCAAUCACCUCUGAUGGAUGGAGGAGUCUAGAAGACCUGACAUUUAAUAAUGCUGCAGAAUCCAACAUUGGCCUCAGUGCAAGCAGUAUAUUAUCCAUCAAAAUAGGAAAUGUUCCAUGGUCAACGGGUCAGAUUUUUCCACAGGCACCGUGGGAUUUUUUGAAGAGGAAUAAAACAGAACACAUAACAGUGUUUUUAUUCGGUCCUCAAGAAGGCUGCUUAAACAGUGUGACUUACGCAUCUAUGAUCCACCUUCAGAUACUACAGAACUACCUCCGGCUGGUUGAACAAUACCAUAAUGUCAUCUUUCAUGGUCCAGAAGGAAGUUUGCAAGACUACAUAGCACAUCAGAUAGCACUCUGUAUGAAGAAAAAGCAAAUGGCUGCUGGAUUCACCUGUGAAAUUGUUAAAGUUGACGUGGAUGCUGAUUUCUCCAAGGAGCAGCUUGCAGAAUUAUUCAUCAAUAAUGCUUGUCUGGUCCCAGUGAAACAGCUUUCUGUGAGCAAGAAAACCAUUGUGAUUUUAGAGAAUCUGGAAAAAGCUUCAUUAUUUGAUUUACUGGGAGACUUUCUGACACCUCUUGAGAAUCGUGGUUCUGAAAAUCCUUGCACUUUUCAAAAAGCAAAUGGUGUGCCUGAUGCAUAUUACUUUCAUGAGAACUGCUUUCUAAUGGGGACAAUUGCAAAGUCUCGUCUCCAAGGCUCUGACUUGUUGGUUCAGCAACAUUUCCGCUGGGUUCAACUAAGGUGGGAUGGGGAACCAAUCCAUGGCUUGCUUCAAAGGUUUUUAAGAAGGAAAGUUAUAAAUAAGUUCAGAGGUAAAGUGCCCCCUCCAUGGGAUCCAGUGUGCAAGAUCAUAGACUGGAUUCUUGCCGUUUGGCACCAGCUGAACUCCUGCUUAUCCCGUUUAGGUGCACCUGAAGCACUCAUAGGGCCAAAACAUUUCUUCUCUUGUCCGGUGGAGCCUGGGCAUGGCCAAAUCACAGUGAAGUGGCUGUCCAAAUUAUGGAACACUGUCAUUGCUCCCAGAGUUCAAGAAGCAAUACUCUCCAGAGCCUCUGUGAAGAGACCGUCUGCACUGGGACAAACAGCAGCCAAAAAAAAUCCUAGUCAAGGCCAACAGGCUGUGGUGAAAGCAGCUCUCAGUAUCUUGCUAAACAAAGCUGUUCUGCAUGGCUGUCCUCUUCCACGAACAGAUCUGGAUAGAUAUAUAGCAGACUUUAAAGGAGGAAAUUUCCCCUUAGCCAUGGUUUCAAGCUAUAAAAAUUGUAAUAAGAAAAGAGGAGAGAAUGCUUCCUGGAGAAAGGUGAGCACAAGUCCUCGUAAGAAGUCAGGCCAUUCAUCUUCCCAAUCAUGGAAUAAGCAGGAGGCAAAUACAGAAGGUAUAAAAAGAAAGAAUGUGUUGCAACAAAAUUGCAACAAAAUGGCUUCUCUUAUCAAAAACUCUUCAGAGAAUGAGCAGCUAAAAGUGUUAAAUCUGGAGCAAAGGUUGUCCCUUGGUUCUGAUGAUGAAGUAGAUCUUGUGCAGGAACUUCAAAGUAUGUGUUCCAGCAAAUCAGAGUCUGAUAUAAGCAAGAUUGCUGAUUCUAAGGAUGAGCUGGUUAUGUUCAGAAGCUCUCAAAUUGAUCCAAUAUUUUCAGCAAGCAGUACUAAUCCAAGUAAAUCGGUGUCACAAAAGGAUGGGAUCCGUCCUCUCAGCAGCAAUCGCACUGUGGAAUGCACCAACAGUAAAUCAAAGACUGAGUUGGGUGUUUCAAGAGUUAAAUCUUUUCUUCCUGUUCCCAGAAGUAAAGUCACCCAGCCUUCUCAGUACGCAAAAAGCAGCAGCAGUAAUACAAGGCAAAUAGAGGCAGAUGAUGAUAACUCAAAAGAAAAGAUUUGGAAUUUGCACAAAAAAAUACAAAUAGAAAAAUCUAAUAAAUAGAUCUGCCUAGCAUACAGUUUUCAGUGUUCACGUAAUCUCUGUAUUAAAGAACAAAGAACUCAAAUAUGUAAAUAAUUUUUUAAAAUUAAAAUGGUUUCCUUGUAAUGUAAUGUGUGUACGGGACCACAGUUUAAUUUCUAUGUAAAUAAGAUGUUCAUAAUGAAAAUAUUUUAUUGCUUUAA
Messenger RNA from Chrysemys picta bellii (western painted turtle), 5253 nucleotides. It is a transcript of the gene CTTNBP2, whose product is annotated as cortactin binding protein 2. Gene Ontology annotation, cellular component: actin cytoskeleton. Gene Ontology annotation, biological process: protein dephosphorylation. Lineage: Eukaryota; Metazoa; Chordata; Testudines; Emydidae. The record is from RefSeq and is a predicted model, not a curated record. Gene Ontology annotation, molecular function: protein phosphatase 2A binding.